This is a messenger RNA of Cicer arietinum (chickpea), 1039 nucleotides long. RefSeq names its product V-type proton ATPase subunit c''2. Gene Ontology annotation, molecular function: proton-transporting ATPase activity, rotational mechanism. Lineage: Eukaryota; Viridiplantae; Streptophyta; Magnoliopsida; Fabales; Fabaceae. Gene Ontology annotation, biological process: proton transmembrane transport. The record is from RefSeq and is a predicted model, not a curated record. Gene Ontology annotation, cellular component: proton-transporting V-type ATPase, V0 domain.
UUAUCCAUUUUUCCUGAGUUGAGAAUCACAAUAGAAAAACGGCACUGCGUUUUAUUCUUUCUCUCUCUGUACGUGGUUAACAAAACACAAGCUCUGAGAUCCGAUCCCAAUCCCAAUCGUAUAGUUUCGCAACACGAACGAACACAAUCAUCACCAUGUCUGCAUCUGCAGCAAUCAUUGCGGCUCAUUCCAGUUCUUGGGCUGCAGCUCUCGUUAAGAUCUCUCCUUACACCUUUUCCGCUAUCGGUAUCGCCAUCUCAAUUGGCGUCUCCGUUCUCGGCGCUGCUUGGGGAAUUUACAUUACCGGUAGUAGUUUGAUCGGUGCUGCAAUUAAGGCUCCCCGAAUCACUUCCAAAAAUCUCAUUAGUGUAAUCUUCUGUGAAGCUGUUGCUAUAUAUGGUGUUAUUGUAGCUAUUAUCCUGCAGACAAAAUUAGAAGCCGUUCCAAAAGCAAGUAUCUACGCACCCGAAUCUAUGAGAGCUGGAUAUGCAAUCUUUGCUUCUGGAAUCAUCGUUGGCUUCGCAAAUCUCGUUUGUGGGUUGUGUGUAGGAAUAAUUGGAAGCAGCUGCGCAUUGUCUGAUGCUCAAAACUCAACUCUCUUUGUGAAAAUUCUUGUGAUUGAGAUCUUCGGUAGUGCGCUUGGCCUAUUCGGAGUUAUUGUUGGAAUUAUUAUGUCAGCUCAAGCAACAUGGCCCUCAAAAGUUUAGUUUGCCUUGUAUCAGUGUGCAGGAAUGCAAUUAAGGUCGAAAGCACUAUGUUUUGUAAACUGUUAGCGAUUAAACAUUCUUCUCUGCUUGUCCCUUUUGGCAGGAAUGUAAAAACCAGCAUGAUAGCUUGCGUCUAUUACAACUGUAGGCUGUAUUAUUUACCAAUGAGUUGUUAUAGAAGGGCCUCUGUAUCAUCAGAUAUAUGAUCAGUUUGGUGAUUGGAUUUAGUUGUGUUUAUUCAUUUAUAAAUAAAAAAUGUGAAUUUAUUUGGGCUCGGCAAUAAAAGUCAAGACUUCAGAGAUGUACUAAUGAAGUUCAUUUCUUUUGAGUAA